This is a messenger RNA of Agrilus planipennis (emerald ash borer), 1450 nucleotides long. RefSeq lists its product as uncharacterized. The coding region runs from base 84 to 1280 and encodes 398 amino acids. The record is from RefSeq and is a predicted model, not a curated record. Gene Ontology annotation, biological process: proteasome-mediated ubiquitin-dependent protein catabolic process; multicellular organism development. Gene Ontology annotation, cellular component: cytoplasm. Lineage: Eukaryota; Metazoa; Arthropoda; Insecta; Coleoptera; Buprestidae. Gene Ontology annotation, molecular function: zinc ion binding; ubiquitin conjugating enzyme binding; ubiquitin protein ligase activity. The transcript is spliced from 3 exons.
AGUAAAAGAUAACAAUUUAUUACUCAUACGGCUGGAAGCAAACAGAUAAAGACACCUCUAUAGAAAUAUACGACGUUAUUAAAAUGCCCCAUUUAAGAGUAAGUGAAGAAAACUUACAGAAAUUAAAAUGUAACAAGUGCGAAAAUCCGUUAUCGGUACCCCCUAUCACGUAUAAUUUAGAGGGUGGUUAUUUUUGUGGAAGAUGCUCGCCGACAACUCACCUUGGGACUCGUCUCGAAAUCUACGAAGUUUUGGCACAACAUUUCAGGUUUCCGUGUCAAUUUUCGAAGUUUGGAUGUAAUCAAAUGUUAAACUGGGAGGAAGUGGCUGCACAUGAAACGGUAUGUCGAAAACGCCCUUAUUUAUGUCCGGUGGCGUCAGUCAUGCACUGCCUGUGGCGAGGAAAUCUAACAGGAAUCGUCGAUCACAUGUCCCAAAUGCACAAUUGCUCAGUCAAGGAGGUACAUCGUAUAAAAAUAAAAGUAGUAGGUGUUAAUGGCAAAUUUAGUAUACUGGGUUGUAAGAUUAUCUUGUUGGAAGGAAAGAAGUAUCUUUUUUGCGUCAAUUUCAAUGAUACAAAUAAAUUAUUAGAGUUUGCCCUGAUCCAAUUGGAAUACAAAAAAAUAAAAGUCAAAUACAGGUUCAAACUGUUUUCGGACGAUUUGUUGAAAGAGAUUCAUUUGCCUGUUCAAGAAGUCAGCUCCUACGAAUUGAAACGUAGCAUAGAAUUCCAGAAAGGAAAUUCAAUCACCCAGGACGCCAUAAGAUACUUGCUGAGCGAAAGUGAUGAAUUCUUUUGUGAAAUAGUUUUACGACCCGACUGUAAACAAAAGGAUGAUAAAAAGGACCCACCAAGUUCGAUACCAACUAUUUUGGAAUGCCCAAUUUGUUACACGUUCAUGAGAGCUCCGAUAUUUCAAUGCCAAACGGGGCAUAGUUUUUGCUUUACGUGUACUCCAGCCUUUAAAGAAUGUCCCAUGUGCAAAGGGAAAAUGUUGAAAACGAGAAAUUUUGCUCUAGAAGACAUCGCUAGUGAACACGUCAUCGACUGCAAAAACAAAUCUUUGGGAUGUGAUUUUAAAGGAUUUUCAACUGAAUUGGACGACCACCAAUCGACUUGUAAAAUAGUUUGUUGUUCAGCAGAGGGUUGCCUCUGGAAAGGGAGCGAAUUGGCACUUGGAGAACAUCGCAAAGUGCACGAAAAAAAAGUAAAAUCACCACCACCAAGAUGCUCGCCUCAGCCAAAGCCAAGACCUCUACGAAGAGGUCCAUUAUUUUAGGCUGCUCCAGGGUCGCAUGCUCCAGUUGCAGAUCCACCUCUAGGAUAUAUAAUAAUUAUUUGUCUGGCAGUGAAUCCCAUGUAUGAUUCUUAUAGGUAUAUACAGUGUUCUUUUGUUAUACGUUAUAAAUGUGUCAGAAAAUAACGAAAGGUAAUGUAACAUUUCUAAGA